This is a messenger RNA of Olea europaea var. sylvestris, 2838 nucleotides long. RefSeq lists its product as uncharacterized. The record is from RefSeq and is a predicted model, not a curated record. Gene Ontology annotation, molecular function: nucleic acid binding; zinc ion binding. The transcript is spliced from 10 exons. Gene Ontology annotation, biological process: DNA integration. NCBI's taxonomy places the organism in Eukaryota, Viridiplantae, Streptophyta, Magnoliopsida, Lamiales, Oleaceae. Bases 1 to 2838 code for a protein of 945 amino acids.
AUGCAGGAGUACUUGGCUAGGUUUAGCAGGGCGACACUUGGUAUAAAGGAUCUUCAGACGUCUACAGUAAAAAUUGCAUUGAUGAACGGGACGCAGAAUAGUCUUGCUCAGGAUGAACAAGAGUUAAGUUUGAAGUCUCUUGCAUGCACGUCCACUUUUCUUUUAUUUUACCCAUCCGUUCCCCAGCAUGAUCGAGUACAAGUCCUUCCUCUAAUUGUAAAAGAUUGGCCACUAGUAUAUGUUUCUGCCAUAUAUGUUGAAUUGUUUAAGAAAAUGUCAAUCCCUUUAUCUGUUCCCGUUUCUCUGCAUUCGCAUACUUCAUCUGUACCACUGUUCAAUGGGCUAAAUUCCUCUGACUGGUGUGAACAAGUUCAGUUCAACUUAGGUGUCUUGGACUUGGACUUGGCACUUCAAGUUGAGAAACCUGCUGAUCUUACUGAUGAGAGCAGUGCUGAUGAAAGAUCUGUCCAUAAAGCUUGGGAAAGGUCAAACAGAUUAAGCUUAAUGUUUAUGCGGAUGACCUUAGCAAAGAAUAUCAAGUCUACUAUCCCUAAAACUGAGAAUGCUAAGGAAUAUAUGAAGUUUGUGGAAGAACGUUCCCAAACAGCUAACAAAUCACUUGCUGGCACACUGAUGAGUACCUUAACCACCAUGAAAUUUGAUGGUUCUCGUACCAAGCAUGAGCUUGUUACUGAAAUGAGUAACAUUGCAGCAAGACUUAAGACUCUUGGGAUGAUUGUGGGUGAGAACUUUCUGGUACAAUUUAUCAUCAACUCUUUGCCUCCCGAGUACGGUCCAUUCCAUAUGAACUAUAAUACCUUAAAGGAUAAAUGGAAUGUCAAUGAAUUGCACAGUAUGCUCGUGCAAGAGGAGACAAGGCUUAAGAAUCAAGGAACUCAUUUUGUUCAUCUCGUAAGUCAUCAAGGAGCUAGAAAAAAAUAUAAGAAAAGAUCUGAAAAGGGCAUUAAGCAAGGACCACUAAAGAUAAAUGAGUCUUCUGCCCAUAUCCACAAUAAGGAACACAAAAAGGAUACGUGCCAUUUCUGUCGCAAACCUGGGCACCAUAAAAAGGACUGCCUGAAACGUAAUGCAUGGUUUGAAAGUAAAGGUAAGAUUAUUUCUUAUGGAUUCCUUUCAACCCAGACCAUAAAUCCAAAUGAAAAGUUUGUCCUCAUGGGAAAUCGAGUCAAAGCUCCAGUUGAAGCCAUUGGAACUUAUCGUUUGAUUUUAGAUACUGGACAUCAUUUAGAUUUAUUUCAGACUCUAUAUCUUGAUAACCUCUUUGCCGAGACUCUUUUGACCUUGCAUCAUAAUAUUGGUACUAAACGUGGUUUACUGAAUGAACGAUCUGCUAACUUGUGGUAUAAACGUUUGGGUCACAUAUCCAAGGAAAGGAUAGAAAGAUUAUUAAAGAAUGAAAUCCUUCAUGACUUGGAUUUUAGUGAUCUUGAAACUUGUGUAGAUUGUAUUAAGGGUAAACAAACCAAACACACAAAGAAAGGAGCCACAAGAAGCACACAGCUUCUUGAGAUAAUACAUACCGAUAUAUGUGGGCCUUUUGAUGUUUCAUCAUUUGGUGGGGAAAAGUAUUUUAUCACCUUUAUCGAUGAUUUUUCACGUUAUGACAGAAAGGUGAAAAUUAUUAGAUCUGAUAGAGGUGGUGAAUAUUAUGGAAAGUAUGAUGAAACUGGACAACACCCAGGUCCAUUUGCUAAAUUUCUUGAAAGGCAUGGCAUAUGUUCUCAAUACACUAUGCCAGGCACACCACAACAAAAUGGUGUGGCUGAAAAGCGUAAUCGUACUCUAAUAGAAAUGGUUAGGUUCAUUGAGAAUGGUGAAGUUAGUGUGAGUUUUGAACCACGAAAUGUGGAAAUACAAGAAGUUAGAAUUCAAGUUUCUCUACCCUCAACUUCUUCUAAUGUUGUUGUUCCUCAAAUUGUUAAACGACAUGAAAAUUUACCUGAACAACAAAUAAAUGGUCAAACACCUCACAAUGAAGUUGCCACCGAUGAACCUGCAUUAAAUGAACCACAAGAAAUAACAUUAAAAAGGUCACAAAGACAACGUAGACCUGCUAUUUCUGAUGAUUAUGUGGUUUACCUGCAAGGGUCUGAAUUUGACUUGGGAAUUGUUGAUGAUGAUCCAGUUUCAUUUUCACAAGCCAUUGAGAGCGCUAAUUCUGAUAAGUGGUUAGAUGCUAUGAAAGAUGAGUUGAAAUCUAUGGAACAUAACGAAGUCUGGGAUCUCGUUGAAUUACCAGAAUCAUGUAAAAGAGUUGGGUGUAAAUGGGUCUUUGAGACCAAGCGCGACUCUAAUGGUAAUAUCGAACAACAUAAAGCUAGACUUGUUGCCAAAGAUUUUACUCAGAAAAGUGGCAUUGAUUAUAAGGAGACAUUUUCACCAGUCUCUAAGAAAGACUCGCUCAGAAUUAUAAUGUCUUUAGUAGCUCAUUAUGACUUAGAACUACAACAAAUGGAUGCUUCCCGUCAAUGGUAUCUUAAGUUCAACGAUACCAUUACUUCCUUUGGAUUUAAGGAAAACGUCGUUGAUCGAUGUAUAUAUCUGAAGGUCAGUGGGAGCAAGUUUAUAUUUCUGAUUCUGUACGUUGAUGAUAUCUUGCUAGCUACUAAUGAUUUUGGUCUAUUAUACGAGACUAAGAAAUUUCUCUCUAAAAAUUUUGAAAUGAAAGACAUGGGAGAGACAACCUAUGUAAUUGGAAUUGAAAUAUUCCAUGAUAGGUCACAAGGGUUGUUAAGGUUGUCUCAGAAAGUAUACAUCAAUAAAGUUAUAGAGAGAUUCAAUAUGAAAAAUUGUUCAGCGAGUGUUGUUCUAAUUUAG